AUGUCUAAUCUCCUUGACUACCGCCUCCUCUCCUUCGACGUCUACGGAACGUUAAUCGACUGGGAAUCCGGCGUCUGGAACGCCUUCCAGCCCGCACUUGCGAAGAAUGGCAAUCCCCCAAUCACCAAAGACCAAUAUCUGCAUGUCUACCACGAACUCGAGAAACAACAGCAAUCUCAGACACCAGACAUGCCCUAUUCCCGCCUCCUCACCACAAUUCACCCCCUCCUAACCGAACGCCUCGGCCUCAACUCACCAACCUCGGAAGAAAGCCACAUCUUCGGCGAGUCAGUCGGCCAUUGGCCAGCGUUCCCGGAUACUGUGGAGGCACUCAAGCGCCUGAGCAAGCACUACAAGCUUGUCGUGCUCUCGAACGUCGACCGGGAGUCAUUUGCCAAAACCAACGCGGGCAGUUUGCAGGGUUUCCCGUUUGAUCUAGUGAUUACAGCGCAGGACGUAGGCUCGUAUAAGCCCAACCUGGAGAAUUUCAGGUAUAUGUUAAGGUCCGUUAAAGAAGCUUUCGGCGUGGAGCCGGAGCAAGUGCUACAGACGGCACAAAGCCAGUUUCACGAUCAUCAUCCGGCUAAGAGGAUGGGGCUGAAGUCGGUUUGGAUUGAGAGGCCGGGGGCUACGAUGGGCAAUUUGAGUGAGGCUGUCUACGACUGGAGGUUCAGCACUUUGGGUGAUAUGGCAGAUGCAGUCGAGAAGCAGUAG
Molecule: messenger RNA, 714 nt
Organism: Aspergillus fischeri NRRL 181
Lineage: Eukaryota; Fungi; Ascomycota; Eurotiomycetes; Eurotiales; Aspergillaceae
Exons: 1
Coding region: 1-714 (237 amino acids)
Source: RefSeq, a predicted model, not a curated record